GAGAAGAGUUUCAAGAGCAAGGCAUGCAACAAUUGCAACAUAACUAGCAAAAAAAUGGACCUUCUCCUAAAUUGCCUAAACCUUAACACCAUUGCUAUUGCAUCAAUCCUUUCUCUAAUCUUCUUAUGUUUGUUUCUAUAUCGUAAAAAUUCUCGUGGGAAAGAUGCUCCAGUAGUGUCUGGUGCAUGGCCAAUACUUGGUCACCUCUCAUUGCUGAAUGGUUCACAAACACCACAUAAAGUGUUGGGUGCUUUGGCUGACAAGUAUGGACCCUUAUUCACCAUCAAGCUCGGUAUGAAACCGGCUUUGGUACUCAGCAACUGGGAAAUGUCUAAGGAAUUGUUCACCACAAACGACCUUGCCGUUUCAUCUCGCCCUAAACUCGUCGCCGUUGAAGUCAUGUCUUACAACCAAGCCUUUGUUGGCUUGGCACCGUAUGGACCCUAUUGGCGCGAGUUACGUAAAAUUGUCACGUUCGAGUUUCUCUCCAAUCGAAGAAUCGAACAACGGAACCACAUUCGUGUCUCCGAAGUUCGAACUUCGAUUAAAGAGCUAUUCGACAUUUGGUCGAAUGGAAAUAAGAACGAGUCUAGGUAUACUCUGGUGGACAUAAAACAAUGGUUGGCGUAUUUGACAUUUAACAUGGUUGUGCGAAUGGUCGUUGGGAAGAGGUAUUUUGGUGUCAUGCACGUGGAAGGCAAAGACAAAGCGCAAAGGUUUAUGAAGAAUAUUAGGGAGUUCAUGAAUUUGAUGGGGACUUUCACGGUGGCAGAUGGGGUUCCUUGUUUGAGGUGGUUGGAUUUGGGGGGUCAUGAGAAGGCUAUGAAGGCAAACGCUAAGGAAGUUGAUAAAUUAUUGAGUGAGUGGUUGGAGGAGCACCGUCAGAAGAAGCUUUUAGGUGAAAAUGUUGAAAGUGAUAGAGACUUCAUGGACGUGAUGAUUUCAGCACUUAAUGGUGCACAAAUCGGUGCGUUUGAUGCUGAUACCAUAUGCAAAGCCACAAGCUUGGAAUUGAUUUUGGGAGGAACUGAUUCAACAGCUGUUACUCUUACAUGGGCACUUAGUCUUCUAUUGCGAAAUCCUCUUGCAUUGGGAAAGGCUAAAGAAGAAAUUGAUAUGCAAAUUGGCAAAGAUGAAUAUAUACGUGAGUCAGAUAUAAGCAAACUUGUGUAUCUUCAAGCUAUAGUUAAAGAGACACUAAGAUUGUAUCCACCAGCCCCUUUUUCAUCACCUCGUGAAUUCACAGAGAAUUGCAUCCUAGGUGGAUACCACAUCAAAAAGGGAACUCGACUUAUCCAUAACUUGUGGAAGAUCCACAGGGACCCUAGUGUUUGGUCAGACCCAUUGGAAUUCAAACCAGAAAGGUUCCUUACCACUCACAAAGAUGUUGAUCUAAGGGGUCACAAUUUUGAGUUGUUACCCUUUGGAAGCGGGAGAAGAGUUUGUGCUGGAAUGUCCCUUGGCUUAAACAUGGUUCAUUUCACUUUGGCUAAUUUAUUGCAUUCCUUUGACAUCUUGAAUCCAUCGGCUGAACCUGUAGACAUGACUGAAUUCUUUGGAUUUACCAACACCAAGGCUACUCCACUUGAGAUUUUGGUCAAACCACGUCAGUCUCCCAACUAUUAUGAAACUUUAUAACCCUUAUGUCAGUCGUGUGAUCCUUAUUGUUCUUUUUCAAAUCGUGGUUUGUCGUCUAUUCUAAGUUAAAUUGCGUCUGUUUUGGAAAAUUUUGUUAUGUAACCUUGCGAUAUUUUAAUUUUUCUUAAUUAGGUAGAUGCAUUGUACUGGCUUCUAUUUACUGAUCGUGAAAACCCGUGGUUUUGUUAUCAAUUUAUUUGUAUUGGCGUAUGGUUAAAAUAAUAUUUUAAAUGGGUUAUAAUUUU
Molecule: messenger RNA, 1883 nt
Organism: Glycine soja
Lineage: Eukaryota; Viridiplantae; Streptophyta; Magnoliopsida; Fabales; Fabaceae
Product: cytochrome P450 82A3
Exons: 2
Coding region: 55-1638 (527 amino acids)
Biological process (GO): defense response to other organism
Molecular function (GO): monooxygenase activity; heme binding; iron ion binding
Source: RefSeq, a predicted model, not a curated record